AUGGCUGCUCCUACUGCAUCGCCAUCAAAUUCUAUUACUGUAAAUACGGUAAUGGAUGAGAAGUUCGCAGAGGUCUAUACAAGUGAUGAGGCGCACGUCCGAGUAUUGGAUAAUGGACGAACUUUCGAGAAUUUUCGAUUUGGUGCCUGUGCAUGUGCCGUUGGUAUACAUUCGUAUUCGUCUGGUGUUCACAGUAUCCGAAUCAAGAUUCGUAAGGGCAACCCAAUUUUGGGUAUUCAUGCACGAAAUAUACCACCUAUAGCAGAUCAUUAUUCAAGAGGUUCCUAUGGUAUUGACCCUUCGACAUACGGCUUUGAAAUAGAUCUUGGUCGUGUUCUCAAUGGACGACUGAAACGGAAAGACUUGGAAGAAUUACGAUUUGGAAGAACUGACAUCGUAUACACACUCAUAUUGAAUUGCGAUGAACACCGAUUAAUAAACAACACAGGCAAAACAGUGAUGAUUAAAAAUACUAUUAUCUGGCUCGAUGCAAAUUCUUCGGAUCCAGAAAGUAGUUUCCAUACGAAACUAGGAAAUGUUCAAACAUUUAUAGAUGUUCAAGACUGUAUUAAAUAUAUUCAAUCACAUUCAAAUGAAUCAAUUUAUCUUAUUGUCUCAGGUUCACUUGCAAAACUAGUCACACCGGAAAUUUAUGAUUGUUCAAAUCUUAUACAAAUCUUUCUUUUUUGUGGAUCAGUAUCUACUUAUGCAGAGUGGGCAAUGGAUUAUUGUGAUAAAAUGAUGAUAUUCGAUCAUGGAGAUGAUCUUUUAGAACGAUUAUGGAAUGAUUUAGAAAGUAAUUUACGCAAACAAGCAAACCUUUAUUUGAAAUGUGCAGAAGAAUAUAAACAGCGAGCUUUGAAAUAUAAGCAAUCAGCUUGUGGUUAA
Messenger RNA from Adineta steineri, 888 nucleotides. The record is from the annotation of a GenBank genome assembly. Lineage: Eukaryota; Metazoa; Rotifera; Eurotatoria; Adinetida; Adinetidae.